UUAGUUAUUUUUUGCUGCAUAAAAUCUGUAUAAGAAAACAAAAGGACCUUUUUUUUUGGAAAAGAAUCGUUGUCAUCGUGCAUCUCUAGGACGACUGCUUGAUUGCUCUGGGUAUGAUUACUUCAGCCUGGCUGGCUUCUACCCCAUUGCAUAUCAUUUGUGCUCAGCCUGAGCCUUAUAACUCUUAUAUUUUGCACUUAAAAAGUAAAUUGCACAUUGUUAGAAAAUGGCUGAUGAGGAAUUGGAGGCUAUCAGGCGGCAGCGCAUGGCAGAGCUGCAGGCAAAACACGGGGAUGAAGAUGAAAGCAGGACAGGAAACUCCAGCAUGAUCAAUGAGAAACAGGACUCCUCCGGUGACCAAGGACAACAGGAAGCCAAGCAGAGAGAAACAGAAAUGAGGAACACGAUACUGGCCCAGGUGUUGGAUCAGUCGGCCCGCGCCAGACUGAGUAACCUGGCCCUGGUGAAGCCUGACAAAGCAAAAGCUGUGGAGAAUUAUCUGAUACAAAUGGCUCGGUUCGGCCAGCUCGGGGGAAAGAUCUCAGAGUCUGGUUUAAUAGAGAUCCUUGAAAAAGUCAGUCAACAAACAGAGAAGAAAACAACUGUCAAGUUUAACAGGCGGCGAGUGAUGGACUCGGAUGAAGACGAUGAUUAUUAAAACGAGUAUUCGCUCCAGUCAGUGUGCUGGUGAGAGAUGACUGCGCUACUCUGGAUCUCGAGAAGCACCAGUGUCUGACCAAAGGCCCAAUCUGUGCAGAGCAUCCUGGGAAAAAGACUCCUGUUCCUUUGGGCACACAGGAACUUCUGAUCCCUGUUGUUUCUAUUAUAUCACGCAUUUUCACUACCAGAUUUUUUGCCACAAAACAAACAAUUCACAGUAUAAUUUCUAUAGACUGCUCUGGGAAUACUGUUUCUUUUUUUCUUUUUUUUUUUUUAGCAUCAAAAUGGAACAGGCCUCCUUGUCAUCUCUUAAUUUGUGGAUCCCCUGUGCAACUGUUUACAAUAAUAAAAAAAGCCUUGUAUACAA
Pangasianodon hypophthalmus (striped catfish) is the source of this 1027-nucleotide messenger RNA. It is a transcript of the gene pdcd5, whose product is annotated as programmed cell death 5. The record is from RefSeq and is a predicted model, not a curated record. Bases 227 to 658 code for a protein of 143 amino acids. Gene Ontology annotation, molecular function: DNA binding. NCBI's taxonomy places the organism in Eukaryota, Metazoa, Chordata, Actinopteri, Siluriformes, Pangasiidae. Gene Ontology annotation, cellular component: cytosol; nucleus. The transcript has 7 exons.